AUGGAAACCAAUAAUUACGUUGAGAGUUGGCAUAAUCAACUGAAAGCAACAUAUUUGCGAAGAAAACAGAAUAGAUUGAUUUUCAUUCUUGUGAAGGAUAUUGAAUAUGACUAUCAAAACAACGUGAAGAGGUUGAUGUUGAAUGUUGUACAACCCUUCUCGAACAGUGAUAUUUCCUAUCAAGUUGAAGUUGUUAAUCAUCAAAUGGCCGAAUGUUCAUGCAAAGACUUUAAAUACAACAGGAUUGCAUGUAAGCAUAUAUACCUUCUUCACCGUUUCAAGAACACGAUUCAACUCUACCAAGAGUUAAUUUCAGCUGAAGUUAAUGAGGAAACGGGUAUUAGUGAAGAACAAGAAGCAUCCACUUCCAUUGAUCGCCAAGAAGUCGACAAUUUGACGAAUAAGAUGGCCAAUUUGUUAGCUGUAUAUCGUGCAUACAAAGAUGAGCUACAAUUGUUAUGUGAUGAUGAACUUGCACAGGUCGAAUAAGGUGUUAAUUUAAUUAUGGAAGCCAUCAAUAGAAAUAGAAGCAACCAAAAUCGCCUAAAUCAAAAUUUCUCAACUCAAAGAAGAUAAUUGCACGUCUACAAAGCCUUGUUAGUUGUUUUCUUGACACUUCAACUGUUUAUUUAUAAUUCUUAUAUUGCAUCGCAACAUCUUAUUUGAAUAAACAUCUUGCAUCAGAAUAAAAAGAACUUUUUUUCUGCAACAUUCCAAUGAAAUGGAAUAUUACAGUGACCGUCUUUCUCUUAAAGUGUGAGCUCAUAAGUAAAACUUUCUUAUCCUGCACUAAACAAACUACGGAAAAAAUACCAAGCAAAUAAAAAUACGUUUUCUUAAGGAACAUCAAUAUAAAAUGAGUUUUUAUAAGGGGCAAAAAAGUGAUAAUAAUACUUAUUUAACGCUUUAUAUUUGCUUGAUUUUC
Messenger RNA from Cokeromyces recurvatus, 925 nucleotides. RefSeq lists its product as uncharacterized. The record is from RefSeq and is a predicted model, not a curated record. The transcript is spliced from 3 exons. Gene Ontology annotation, molecular function: zinc ion binding. Bases 1 to 489 code for a protein of 162 amino acids. NCBI's taxonomy places the organism in Eukaryota, Fungi, Mucoromycota, Mucoromycetes, Mucorales, Mucoraceae.